GUUCGGGUUGUGUCACUUGACAGUUGUUUUUCAUAAUAAGUAUUUUCGCUCUGCUCCGACUGCGAGGUUACUCAAAAAACUAACUUUCUCGGCGAAACUUUAAGAUGGCUUUAUCACCGGCGUUUCGUACCCCGCUGACGGAUUUAACCGGUUGUCUGCACAAUUUCCAAGGCCAUAAGAAAUGUGGCCCAAUCGAAAUGAAUAUGAUCGACUGCCUCGAAGCCUAUGGCAUGCAUAUGGGUUCGAAAAAGUGCAAGGAUUUGAUUGAAGAUUUCCAGGAAUGCUCUGGCCAACAGAAACAACUGAAACGUGUUGAGGCAAUGCGAAAUGAGAGACACAGGCAAUACUAUUUCGGGGACAGAAAGGAACAUUACGCCCCUGGUCCGAAAGAAGAUGCUUACUAAUUCUGCACUCAUGAGUAGUCAGUUGAAUCAGAGCAUGUCUCAGUCAAAUAAGUGAAAGCAAAAAUAAAGAACAUAGAAACCAAGGUA
Molecule: messenger RNA, 491 nt
Organism: Bradysia coprophila
Lineage: Eukaryota; Metazoa; Arthropoda; Insecta; Diptera; Sciaridae
Gene: ND-15
Product: NADH dehydrogenase (ubiquinone) 15 kDa subunit
Source: RefSeq, a predicted model, not a curated record